ACUGUUGCAGCCCGCGCGGGAGCUGGGAGGCGACCGGAGCCUCCAGUCCCUAGAGGUGCCCGCGGGAACAGGAGGAGGCGGAGGCGGCCUCCGCCCUCCGGGAGCGAAGCCCCUUCGGUCCCUUUCUUCAGCAGCAUGCCGCGGACGCCGCCGCUCCGCAGCCCGCGCGGCGGUGGGGAUCCCGGGCGGCGGUGGCGGGCGCAGCCCUGACGCGCGCUCGGAACCUUGAACGCGGGGACGCGGUGUGAGGGGCGGGGGGAAAGUCGCCUGAGGUCUGAAACGGGGCUCCCGGAGCCCCGCGGCCGCCCCGAGGCCUCUCUGCCCGGACCCGGGGCCAUGAAGAAGGACGAACGAGACGGGAGAGCCAUGCGGUGCCCGCCGCCGGACGGGGCCGCCUCGCCCCCCGAGAGCCUGCGGAACGGCUACGUGAAAGGCUGCGUGAGCCCGCUGCGCCAGGACCCUCCGCGCGGCUUCUUUUUCCACCUCUGCCGCUUCUGCAACGUGGAGCCGCCGCCGCUGCCGCCGACCUCCCCCGCCUUUGUCCUCGUGCUGCUUCUGCUGCUGCUGCUGCUGGACGCGGGGCCCCAGAGCUGGGCGGCCGGGGCGGCGAGGCUGCGGACGCUGCUGAGCGUGUGCUCGCUCUGCCUCAGCCCGCUCUUCAGCAUCGCCUGUGCCUUCUUCUUCCUCACCUGCUUCCUGACGCGGACCCAGCGGGCGCCGGGCCGCGGCGGCGGCGGCGGCGGCUCCUGGUGGCUGCUGGCCCUGCCCGCCUGCUGUUACCUGGGGGACUUCCUGGCUUGGCAGUGGGGGGCUUGGCCGUGGGGGGACGCGGCUGCAGCCCCGCACACGCCCCCGGCGGGCAGGUUGGUCCUGGUGCUGAGUUGCGUGGGUCUGCUGACGCUCGCGCACCCCGGGAGGCUCGGACACAGCAUCCUGGUGCUGCUCUUCGCCUGCUGCGUCUGGUGGGUGUCGUUCGCCAGCCUCGGGGCGCUGCCUGCCGGGCUCAGGCCGCUGCUCUCCGGCCUGGUCGGGGCCAUCGGCUGCCUGUUAGCUCUCGGCUUGGAUCACUUCUUUCACAUCAGGGAAGCCCCGCAGCAUCCCCGCCUGUCUAGUGCUGCGGAUGAUAAAGUGCCUGUGAUCAGACCCCGCCGGAGGUCCAGCUGCGUGUCCCUGGGAGAAAGCGCGGCCACUUACUAUGGCAGUGGCAAAAUGUUCAGGAGACCUUCUCUGCCUUGUAUCUCGAGAGAACAGAUGAUCCUAUGGGAUUGGGACUUAAAGCAGUGGCAUAAACCUCAUUACCAGAAUUCUGGAGGUGGAAAUGGAAUUGAUCUAUCAGUGCUAAAUGAGGCGCGAAAUAUGGUGUCAGAUCUUCUGGUUGACCCAAGCCUUCCCCCACAAGUUAUUUCUUCUCUACGGAGUAUCAGUAGCUUGAUGGGCGCUUUCUCAGGUUCCUGUAGGCCAAAGAUUAAUCCUCUUACACCAUUUCCUGGAUUUUACCCAUACUCUGAAAUAGAGGAUCCACCCGAGAAAGGAGAUCGAAAAAUUCACAAGGGAAUAAGUAGUAGAAAUAGUUUACCGACUCCACAGAUGAGAAGAAGCUCUGGAACUUCAGGAUUGCUACCUACUGAACAAUCUUCAAGGUGGGAACGGAGUAAUGGCAAAAAGCCUCACCAAGAAUUUAAUAUUCCAAGUCAAGGAUGCUAUCUGAAUGGGCCUUUUAGUUCCAGUUUCUUGACAGUGCCAAAGCAAAGGUCAUCUUCUAUAUCACUGUCUCACCAUGUAGGUCUGAGAAGAGCUGGUGCUUUGCCCAGCUUGAGUCCUAUGAAUUCUCCUAGCUAUGGUCCAGUGUCUUCUGGCUCUCUAACUAAUCGAUCACCCAUAGAAUUUCCUGAUACAGCUGAUUUCCUUUCUAAGCCAAGUGUUGUUUUACAUAGAUCUCUGGGUAAUGUACCCAGUACACCAGAUUUUAAUCAGUACUGUAGAAAUUCUGAUAGCAAUCUGUGUAACAGCUGCGGACAUCAAAUACUAAAAUAUGUUUCAACAUGUGAAUUGGAUGGUACAGACCACUACAGUGGAAAAUCAGGUGCAGAAGACAACCGUGUUUUUUUGAAAGAACCAUUCAACCUUACGGAAAUUCAGCAGGAAGAGGAAACAGAGAAGAGCGAUUGCAGAAAAUUAUUUUUGGAAGGUGAUAAUUGCCUAACGGAAGAGGCACAGCAACCAAAUGUAAAAGAUAAAUUCAAUAUGAUUAUGUUAAAUUCAAAAUAUCAUAAUCGUAUACAUGCCACAGAUGUCCUACAUGCAGUUUGGUAUCUGACAACACGGCCAAUUCCAGGCUUACAACAGAUCCAUAACAAUCAUGAAACAGGAAAUGAAAUAGAUUCUGAUGGUAGAGUUACUCGUGGGCAAAUUGCUUACAUUUCUUCAAAGAGCUGCUCAAUUCCAGAUGAGAGUUAUGGCUGCCUGUCUUCAAACAUUCCUGCAUUAGAAUUGAUGGCUUUGUAUGUGGCAGCUGCCAUGCAUGAUUAUGAUCACCCAGGGAGAACAAAUGCAUUUCUUGUGGCUACAAAUGCACCUCAGGCAGUUCUGUACAAUGAUAGAUCUGUUCUAGAAAAUCAUCAUGCUGCAUCAGCUUGGAAUCUAUAUCUUUCUCGACCAGAAUACAACUUCCUUCUUAAUCUUGAUCAUGUGGAAUUCAAGCGUUUUCGAUUUUUAGUCAUUGAAGCAAUCCUUGCCACAGAUCUUAAAAAGCAUUUUGACUUUCUUGCUGAAUUCAAUGCCAAGGCUAAUGAUGUCAAUAGUAAUGGUAUAGAAUGGAACAGUGAAAAUGAUCGCCUCUUAGUCUGCCAGGUGUGCAUCAAAUUAGCAGAUAUAAAUGGCCCAGCAAAAGUUCGGGAUUUGCAUUUGAAAUGGACUGAAGGCAUUGUUAAUGAAUUUUAUGAGCAGGGAGAUGAAGAAGCAAACCUUGGUCUACCCAUCAGUCCCUUCAUGGAUCGUUCUUCUCCUCAACUAGCAAAACUCCAAGAAUCCUUUAUCACCCACAUUGUGGGUCCUCUAUGCAACUCCUAUGAUGCUGCUGGUUUGCUACCAGGUCAGUGGAUAGAAGGAGAGGAUGAUGAUGACACUGAAAGUGGUGAUGAUGAAGAUGGUGAAGAAUUAGAUACAGAUGAUGAAGACAUGGGAGACAAUCUAAUUCCUAAGCCACAAAGAAGGAAAGGCAGGCGGCGAAUAUUUUGUCAGCUAAUGCACCACCUCUCUGAAAACCACAAGAUAUGGAAGGAAAUCAUAGAGGAAGAAGAAAAAUGUAAAGUUGAGGGGGAUAAACUACAGGUGGAGAACACAUUACCUCAAGCAGAUGAGAUUCAGGUCAUUGAAGAAGCAGAUGAAGAGGAAGAACCACAGUUUGAAUAAAAGGAGAAUCAUACUACAGCAGCCUAGAGGGCUGCUCCCAGGGUCAGAAAUCAUUACCUAAUGUUCACUGUGCUGACUUUCAACUGACCAUUCCCAUGUGGACCAGCCUUAAUACUGUGAGAGGAUCCUUGCUGUUCUGGCAGGUUCCCACUCCUAAGCACUUUCACCAAAUGGACUACAAAAUUAUUGAUAGAUCUAGGCUUCGUUUGGCCUCUGUUGCAAAGUCCUCCCUUAAAGUCUUCACUGGUGUAUAAAUACUUUGUGAUAAUGCUGCUUUGCAGGGUAGUGAGCUCUCAUUUUUCCAAGGGGAUGGGAGGCUGUAACUAUAAACUCUCAAGUGACUUAUUUCAGUUUCCAAAGUGGCCAGAACUUUCUGCUUUUAUGAAAACAGGAUUCAUACAGUAUUUCCAAAUGCAUCUUUUAUGUCUUUGUAUUUUUUUAAGUCUAUACCUAUCUAAAAAUGAAUCCAUUGUGGCCUUUUUGAGGGAUUUAUGCUCACUGCAAUAUACUGCUCAGUGCUGUUAUCCCAGCUAGGUUUAUCCAUGAAGGACUGAGUAACCUUUGUUAUAUUUAACAAAAUCCAGGUGCAUCAAUUUCUGAUGCUUUUUAUUGCUGUGUAUUAUCUACUACAUGUUUAUUUUUGCUCAGAGUAUUCAGGUUUGCCAUGGACAUCAGAAGUCAGAAUUGUAGUGUUACUGAUUUUUAUGAUCCAUGGUUGAAUUUUAAAUCUGUUUAAUAAUGAAGGAAUUUUGUUCUUUAGUCAAAACUGUUCUUUUACUCUUGCUCAGGAUUAGUAUUAUAAACAUUGAAUUGUUAUGAACAUGGCAUAGAUUUGCCAGAAGAAAAAAGUUGUCCUAAUAUUAGUGUUAACUUUUUAUGAAUAAGUAUCACUUUGUCUUCUUGGAUGAAUGUGAGACUAAUUAAAGCCAAGGAAAAGGAGCUAUCUGUCUUUUGCUUUCAUGAAAAAGUGAAAUGAAAUGAAUAUUAUCAAAGAUAAAAGUAAUAUGAUGAGCUCUGAAAGACAUAUACAUUGAAUAAUUAGAAUAUUUGGCAAUAUUAUAUCCAUAUUUUAGGUGUAAAGUGUUUGGUAACUAUAAACUUAUACUCAUCUAUUAGAUUUUUUUUAUGCCUCAGAACUACAUGACAGAAAUGAUCUACCAGUAUGUAAUAAUUUUGGAGCCCAAUUGUAAACCUGAUUUCGGAGAUAGAGUAAAUAAUGGGAAUACUUAGUUUUUAUAUAAAACUCUGAGUAGUUUGGUAAAUUAUUUCACACAAAAGCAUAUAAAAAUGAUAUUAAGAUGGCUGUACAGAAAUGGAUUUAUAAUAUUGAUAUAGUUGUUAAGGUGGCGAUACGUACCCUAGUGAAAAAAAUAUUUGCUGUUACAAAGAACAACCAACAUAAUACCAAGAUGGUAAAUCUAAUACUUUUCAUUAUCCAUCAAGACCACAUGUUUUGGAAUCAUGCAGCUUUGAAGACAGUAAACCAUUGAUUUUCAAGGUGGUUAACUUAAAGUGUGAUAUUGGCAGUUUUUUAACCUAAUGACAAUAUAUAGGUUAUCUGAAAGAUCUCAAAGCUCUUUUGAGCUGGGUAUGGUGGUGUAUAUAUAUAAUCCUAGUACAUAGGAGGUAGAGGCCCAAGAAUUGAAAGGUUGAGGCUACUUCAACCUCUAUAAGUGAGUGAAUCACUAAGCUUUAUUUAUUAAAUGUGUUGAAUGUUGCUGAAUUCUUUCCUGCUAGUUUUGCUGCCAUUGCCACACAGUUUGUAAACUAAUAUAUUACUGAAUAAUAAAAUUUUAACCAAUAAUA
Messenger RNA from Dipodomys ordii (Ord's kangaroo rat), 5217 nucleotides. It is a transcript of the gene Pde3b, whose product is annotated as phosphodiesterase 3B, cGMP-inhibited. The transcript is spliced from 16 exons. Lineage: Eukaryota; Metazoa; Chordata; Mammalia; Rodentia; Heteromyidae. Gene Ontology annotation, molecular function: 3',5'-cyclic-AMP phosphodiesterase activity; protein kinase B binding. Gene Ontology annotation, biological process: signal transduction. Gene Ontology annotation, cellular component: membrane. Bases 337 to 3411 code for a protein of 1024 amino acids. The record is from RefSeq and is a predicted model, not a curated record.